ACGCACAGCGGCACCCGGGCGUACUCGCAGGUGGUGGGCGCGCCGUCUCCGCUGUCAUUUGUGUGUGAGCUGCUCGCGUACGCUCCACUCCCACCCUCUCCGGUUGUGGAUAACUUGCUGCUUUCCUACCGCACCAUGACCCUGGAGGAAGUCCGCAGCCAGGAUACCGUUCCGGAAAGCACUGCCAGGAUGCAGGGUGCCGGGAAGGCUCUACAUGAACUGCUGCUGUCGGCGCAGCGCCAGGGCUGCCUCACUGCCGGCGUUUACGAGUCAGCCAAAGUCCUGAACGUGGACCCUGACAACGUGACCUUCUGCGUGCUGGCCGCGGACGAGGAGGACGAGGGUGACAUAGCGCUGCAGAUCCACUUCACCCUGAUCCAGGCGUUCUGCUGUGAGAACGACAUCGACAUCGUGCGCGUGGGCGAUGUGCAGCGGCUGGCGGCUAUCGUGGGCGCCGGCGACGAGGCCGGCGCGCCGGGCGACCUGCACUGCAUCCUCAUUUCGAAUCCCAAUGAGGACACCCGAAAGAACCCAGCCUUGGAGAAGCUCAGCCUGUUCUGUGAGGAGAGCCGCAGCGUCAACGACUGGGUGCCCAACAUCACCCUCCCCGAGUGACAACCCAGACGGGACCUUGGUCUGAUCGACAUGGUAACGCCCCAGGGCGCCUAGUGCGCGGCUGGCUCUGUGGAGGGGCCCUCGGAGGGCGCCCGAGUGCGCGUGGAGACUGGCAGGCAAGGGGGCGCCUGGAGAGCGAGGAGGCGCGUCCUCCCAAGGAGGGGGCCUGGCGGCGGCAGGAACAGACUGAUCCGAGCUGAGGACUCUGCAAAGCGUCCGGAGCGGCUGCUCGCCCAGGAAGGCCGAGGCGGGGACAUUGGCCGCAGGGCCGGGAAGCACCGACUGGCCGGGCAGGCGUGACUCAGCAGCCUGCGCACGGCAGGAAGGAGGGGAACGGCGCCGUGGUCUGGACUUGGUACAGUUGCAGGAGCCGCAACGGACUUAGCAGACUGCGCUGCUUUUUCAAAACGGAUCCAGGCAAUGCUUCGUUUUUCUCAAGGAUGCUGCUGUUGAAGCUUUGAAUUUUACAAUAAACUUUUUGAAACAAA
Messenger RNA from Nycticebus coucang (slow loris), 1103 nucleotides. RefSeq names its product growth arrest and DNA damage inducible gamma (gene GADD45G). The transcript has 4 exons. NCBI's taxonomy places the organism in Eukaryota, Metazoa, Chordata, Mammalia, Primates, Lorisidae. The coding region runs from base 136 to 615 and encodes 159 amino acids. Gene Ontology annotation, biological process: regulation of cell cycle. Gene Ontology annotation, cellular component: cytoplasm; nucleus. The record is from RefSeq and is a predicted model, not a curated record.